Cinclus cinclus is the source of this 2202-nucleotide messenger RNA. RefSeq names its product carboxypeptidase X, M14 family member 2 (gene CPXM2). The record is from RefSeq and is a predicted model, not a curated record. Gene Ontology annotation, molecular function: zinc ion binding; metallocarboxypeptidase activity. The transcript has 13 exons. Bases 16 to 2202 code for a protein of 728 amino acids. NCBI's taxonomy places the organism in Eukaryota, Metazoa, Chordata, Aves, Passeriformes, Cinclidae. Gene Ontology annotation, biological process: proteolysis.
CGCGAGAAGCGAGCGAUGAUCGCCCGCGGCCGUUCCGGCCUCUGCCUCGCUCUCUGCACCUUUGGGCUGGCACUGCUCGCGGAUGUGUCCCGGGCUGUCCCCGUGGACGAUCAGGAUUACUACCUGCAGGAAAUUACCAGCAGGGAUCAUUAUUACUCCUUUCCGUAUCCUGGGGAAGAGUUCUUUCCUUUCACGGAGCAACCCGGGGGGGAAGGACCUGUCCGGGCUGCAGAGACAGAGGAGCACCCAAGGUUCAAACCGAGCAGGAAGGAGUUAAAACAGAAGAAAAGCAACAAAAAAGGAAAAUCCGUUCUUGAAACGUCACCAGAUUGCCCUCCACUUGGUCUAGAGACAUUAAAAAUUACUGACUUCCAGCUCCAUGCCUCCACAGCAAAGCGCUAUGGCCUCGGGGCUCACCGAGGAAGGCUCAAUAUUCAGGCAGGUGUUAACGAAAAUGAUUUUUAUGAUGGUGCUUGGUGUGCAGGAAGAAAUGACCCCUACCAGUGGAUUGAAGUAGAUGCUCGAAGGCUGACAAAAUUCACUGGAGUCAUCACACAGGGAAGAAACUCCCUCUGGUCGAGUAACUGGGUGACCUCUUACAGAGUGUUGGUGAGCAAUGACAGCCACGCGUGGACUGCUGUGAGAAACGAAUCUGGGGAUGUGAUUUUUGAAGGGAACAGCGAGAAGGAGAUCCCAGUGCUGAACAUGCUGCCCGUGCCGCUGGUGGCGCGGUACAUCCGCAUCAACCCCCGCUCCUGGUUCCAGGAGGGCAGCAUCUGCAUGAGACUGGAGAUCCUGGGCUGCCCCUUGCCAGACCCAAACAAUUAUUACCACAGAAGAAAUGAAAUGACAACCACUGAUAAUCUGGACUUUAAGCAUCACAACUACAAGGAGAUGAGGCAGUUGAUGAAAACUGUGAAUAAAAUGUGCCCAAAUAUCACAAGAAUUUACAAUAUUGGAAAAAGCAACCAAGGACUGAAGCUGUAUGCUGUUGAGAUUUCUGACAACCCAGGAGAGCACGAAGUUGGGGAGCCAGAAUUCCACUACAUUGCAGGAGCUCAUGGCAAUGAAGUGCUUGGACGAGAGCUAAUCCUUCUGCUAAUGCAGUUCAUGUGCCAGGAAUACCUGGCUGGGAACCCACGCAUUGUGCACCUGAUCCAGGACACGAGAAUCCACCUGCUGCCCUCAGUAAACCCUGAUGGAUAUGACAAGGCCUAUAAAGCGGGUUCAGAACUGGGGGGCUGGUCUUUAGGACGAUGGACUCAGGACGGCAUUGACAUCAACAACAACUUCCCUGACUUAAACUCUCUGCUCUGGGAGUCAGAAGACCACAAGAAGAGUAAAAGAAAAGUUCCAAACCAUCACAUCCCGAUCCCUGACUGGUACCUGUCUGAAAAUGCCACUGUGGCGGUGGAAACGCGGGCAAUCAUCGCUUGGAUGGAAAAAAUCCCUUUUGUGCUGGGUGGCAACUUGCAGGGGGGAGAGCUGGUGGUGGCCUAUCCCUACGACAUGGUGAGAUCCAUGUGGAAAACCCAGGAUUACACUCCCACCCCGGACGACCACGUGUUCCGCUGGCUGGCUUAUUCCUACGCUUCCACGCACCGCCUGAUGACGGAUGCCAGGAGGAGAGCCUGCCACACCGAGGACUUCCAGAAGGAGGAUGGCACUGUGAACGGAGCCUCGUGGCACACCGUGGCUGGAAGCAUCAAUGACUUCAGCUACCUGCACACGAACUGCUUUGAGCUCUCCAUCUAUGUUGGCUGUGACAAGUAUCCCCACGAGAGCGAGCUGCCAGAGGAGUGGGAGAACAACCGAGAGUCCCUGAUUGUUUUUAUGGAACAGGUCCAUCGUGGCAUCAAAGGUAUUGUGAAAGAUGUGCAUGGAAAGGGAAUCCCAAAUGCUGUUAUUUCAGUGGAAGGUGUUAACCAUGACAUUCGCACAGGAGCUGACGGGGAUUACUGGCGCCUCCUCAACCCGGGCGAGUACGUGGUGGGCGUCAAGGCCGAGGGCUACGCCGCCGCCACCAAGACCUGCGAGGUCGGCUACGACAUGGGGGCCACCCAGUGCGACUUCACCAUCUCCAAGACCAACCUGGCGAGGAUCAAGGAGAUCAUGAGGAAGUUUGGGAAGCAGCCCCUCAGCCUGUCGGCGCGCCGGCUGCGGCUGCGGGCGCGGCAGUGGCAGCAGCGGCGGCGGCGAUAG